AUGCAAUCUUGUUUUGGAAUGCAUGGCAGUUUAACUAGACGAAACUCGAAGAUGAUCGAAGAAGCGGCGAGAGUAAUCACACAAGAUAAUAUCGAACUGACAACGAACUUCAUUGUGAAAACAGCAUGUGAAAAGGCAGCAGCUGAGCUGGAGAAGCGGCUAGACCCCGAAGCGGCUCGUCGAGCUGCUAUUCGUCGCGAAGGUGCUGAAUGGCACGAUACCACCAUGGAAAAGAUUCAGGCUGAAUUGCCUUCUCGAAUCGCUGUUCAAGUCGGUCCCACUCGUAAAGAGCACCUAGCCAUCUACGAGCAGUUUAGCAGCCGAAUCUGUGGUUUCAAACCGACAAUCAGCGACGAGACGUCGGCAAAUAUGAUGGAGACCGUAAAUAGAGUUAUGUCACUGCCAGAAACUGCCAAAGAAGUGGAACAACUCACUCAGCAGCUGAAUAGUAUCAUCAAAGAAGUGGAUAUAACAAUGCAGGCACAACCAAAUCCAACAAAUAAGGCUUUCCAAGGAGUUGGAGCAAUCCGAGAUCUUUUGUCCCAAUUAGCAUCAAAUCCACGAGAUUCUAUGACGGUUGUGAACUUGAUCACAAGAUCCGUGGAGCACCUCCUACAUGCUUAUCAUGUUGACAGCACGUCGAAAGCUCUUGAUGUUGAAUGGGCGAGACGACUCCGCGACUUGUUUCUGGGUGUAUGCCGUGUAUUGCUGACACAGUUCACCCUAGUGGAUUUGUCGCGACGUAUUACUGGAAGUAUUGUCAAUGUUAGGAUGGAUUAUAAGUGGAAUGUGGAAGCGAUUGAGGUGCUGCUUAAACAUCAGCUGGUACAGAACCAAGUCUUCGAUCAACACUUAGCACAUGUCAUGGAUGGAGGUUCAAAUAUGGAGGCAACGUUGUUUGCGCAGAGGUUUUUCCGCCUUAUUGGGUUCAACGAUGCAGCUAGAGGACCGGUGAUAAAAGAGGUACGGCUAGCUUUUACCCUUCUUAUCAAAUCAUACGGAGCAGACUGGUUAGUCGUUCUAUAUUUUCACGCUUUCCCAGCAACUUAUGAGCAACUCCUCAAGAUCCAGCAAAUGCAAGCCCUUCUACGCCAGCAAGCUGCUGCCGCUGGCAAUGCAGAACCGAAUCUUGACUCUCCUCUAGGACCAGCUGCUAUGGAUGCACUAGUUGCGGCCACGGCAGCACCAGGAAUACCACCAGCAGUUCCGCCAGCAGCCGAAGAGCCUGGAAUGUCUGACAAAGUGGAGAUCAUCUUGAGAGAAUGGAUUGGGCUCUGCUACACACCAAUGGCUCAAAGAAAUCCGAAAGAGGCCUUGUUCCAGAUGAUUGUUAUGAUGCACGAACAUGGAGUGUUGUCUGGUGAUGAGAAGAUCUCUCAGUUCAUACGAAUGUGCACGGAAAUGUGUGUGGAUGUUGCUUUGCGUCUGCUAAAAACUGAUGCAAAUGCUCCGGUUAGCCAGUCGAAUAUCGUGCGACAGAGAUGUUACUACACGUUGGAUGCUUUCGUCAAAUUGAUGGCGCUCAUGAUCAAGUACUCUGAUGGAGGGAGUGCGUCACCAUCAGGCACGUCGAAGAUAGCUCUGCUAAAGAAGGUUUUACACAUCAUCACUAGCGUCCUACAUGUUGACCAUGAAGUCCGAAGGCAUGAAUUCAAUGCCAUGCCAUAUCAUAGAAUUCUUAUCACACUGUUUAUCGAGCUGACCACACCUGACGGCUCGAAUUUGGAAUCGAUUGCGUGGUCUAUCAUUGAGGCUUUUGGACAGAACGCUUUGUUUCUGUUGCAACCUCGCCGAUGUCCAGCGUUUGCCUACGCUUGGCUAGACUUUGUUGGCCACAGGGCAGUGAUUGGAGCUCUUCUUGGAGGUAAUGGCUUUGCUGAAAAUGUUGAUCCAAUGAAGACGUCAGCUAUGUACACACAGUUACUAAUAUGUCAUCUCAAAUUUCUCGCACCAUUCUUAAGAAAUAUUCAUUUGCCGAAAUCGAUUGCAGUGUUGUACAAAGGAACACUCAGUUGGAUUUUCUCAUGGAAAGGGUUUGCAAACCAAACUUUCAAUUCAAACCGUACUGCUUCUUAUUUGAUACCACAUCAUAAAAGGCCGAUAAAUGUUGGACAUUUGACCGCUUGCGUUUUUUUUGUGCCAAUGCAAGUGGACAGUAUCCCAGAAAUGGCGAUCGAGCCAAAAUCAAACUUGAAUAUGGCUUCAAUCAUCCCAGAUUCUAUCAGACUCCCCUUGGAUGCGUACCUGAGGACAAGAUCUGCCGUUGAUUUCUUGUCAGCAUUGCCUGGAAUGCUCCAGAUAUCUGACAAUCCUGGCUCGAAAUAUAACAGCACUGUGAUGAAUGCGAUGGUGUUGUACGUUGGAAUGAAGGCUAUUGAAAGCCUGCAUGAGCGUCGCCAACGCAUUUCAAUUUGCACGAUUGCACAUACAGCAUUCAUGGACAUCUUCCAGAAUCUAGCGGUGCAAUUAUGUACUGAAGGUCGCUAUCUACUCUUCAACGCGAUUGCCAAUCAACUGCGAUAUCCGAAUGCGCAUACGCAUUAUUUCAGUUGUGUGUUCCUAUUUUUGUUCUUGAAUUCGGAUCACGAUGCGAUUCAG
Molecule: messenger RNA, 2598 nt
Organism: Strongylus vulgaris
Lineage: Eukaryota; Metazoa; Nematoda; Chromadorea; Rhabditida; Strongylidae
Source: the annotation of a GenBank genome assembly